Messenger RNA from Oncorhynchus keta (chum salmon), 4565 nucleotides. Its product is annotated as NGFI-A-binding protein 1-like. Gene Ontology annotation, biological process: negative regulation of DNA-templated transcription. Lineage: Eukaryota; Metazoa; Chordata; Actinopteri; Salmoniformes; Salmonidae. The record is from RefSeq and is a predicted model, not a curated record. Gene Ontology annotation, molecular function: transcription factor binding; transcription coregulator activity. The coding region runs from base 524 to 2035 and encodes 503 amino acids. Gene Ontology annotation, cellular component: nucleus. The transcript has 7 exons.
ACAGUUUCACUUCUAUACAGUCAUAUAGCCAAAAGAGCGUUUUAGGGUUUACUCUGCCCUCGCCUCACACCGUCCCAGUUGACCGGCGCUGCCUGCCUCUGCCACUGCUGAGAUGUGGUGCUUGGUAUUCCAUGCAGAAGCCUCCCACGCCCCUGUCCGCCCACGCCAGGAUUUGCGUCACGCAGGCGCGUGGGAGUGAGCACUGUAGCAACCGCGGAAUAUCCCAAUUUCAAUCGCCGGGGAGGAGGAGGUAGGGUAGCAAGCAGGCAGCUCACACUCAUCUAGUCUACAGACGUUCAACACAAUCGCAUUUCUAUUUAAGGAGGCGAAGGAGGGAAGGCAAACGUUGUCAAAGAACGCGAUGACUUUUUAGGCCAGAGAGGGCGUUUAUUAGGAAAUUAUAGAUCUACCGAUAAUUGUACAGUUUAUUCAGUUACAGUUUAUGGCAGUUCAGCCUAUACUGUAGCUGAUAGACUGUAACAACUAGAUAAAGGAAACGAAAGGGGACUAACGUUUUCCAGGCAUGGCGGCAGCGUUGCCCAGAACUCUGGGGGAGCUGCAGCUCUACCGAAUCCUCCAGAGGGCCAACCUGCUGUACUACUACGAGGCCUUCAUCCAGCAGGGAGGAGAUGACGUGCAGCAGCUCUGUGAGGCCGGGGAGGAGGAAUUCCUAGAGAUUAUGGCUCUGGUGGGCAUGGCCAGCAAGCCCCUGCACGUCCGGAGGCUCCAGAAAUCCCUGCGAGACUGGGUCACCAAUCCAACGUUGUUUAAUCAGCCCCUGACAUCUGUACCGGUGUGUAGUAUACCAGUCUAUAAGUUACCCGAGGGGUCACCCACGCCGGGCGGCGCGGAGCGAGGGGGUAACAACAGCGCCCGUGGCGAGACCCAUGUCAAGGUUCCCAAAAUCAUAGCUGCGACAUGUCUGGAUCCAGGAAAGCUGGAAGUGGCCAGGGACAGAGUGUCAGGGGGGUCUCCACUGCAGAGCGGCAGCGAGGGGCGCUUCUGGUCGGGUCACAGCAACGACAGCGAACAGAGCCUCUCUCCGUCCGACCGGGGGUCUCCGUCGUCCCCCCGAGAGGGUCUGGAGGCACUUGACGCUGCAGCUUUGCAGUCUGUCCUGGAGUGUGUGGACCGGAUAACCCCGGCCCUGUCCAAGAGCGACCCCACAGAGGUCAAAGAGCAACUGAAGACCAAUAAGAAACUUGCUAAGAUGAUUAGCCACAUCUUUGAUAUGAGUGAUGAUGAUCCAAGGAGAGCGGAGGAGGUCAGGAAGUAUAGCGCCAUCUAUGGACGCUUCGACUCAAAGAGGAGGGACGGCAAACAACUGACGCUUCAUGAGCUGACAGUGAACGAAGCAGCAGCCCAGCUGUGUAUGAGAGACGUGGUGCUACUGACCCGUAGAGACGAGCUGUUUGGUCUGGCCAGGCAGAUCUCCAGAGAGGUCACCUACAAAUACACCUACAGGACCAGCAAGUCUCGCUGCGGCGACAGAGAUGAGCCGUCUCCUAAAAGAAUCAAGACAGAGGAGAACUUCUUUGACAUCCAGGAGGCUCUGCAGGCCAUCCACAUGAGACAGGGCAUACUGAGAGAACAGCUAGCCUGCGCCAAGUCCAAAGGAGAGGAGAUAGUUGGGAGAAACCUUCAGGUGCAGUUGGACCGUCUGUUAGCCAGACAGAUGGAGAUCCUCCAUGAUGCCGCGGUACAGGAGAGGUUACACGCUCUGGAUUGGAGGAUACCUGCAGGGGCUUUGAAGUACCUCAGCGAGGCUCCAGGCACCAAAGGCACGUCGGUAGACAAAAGCACAGAGCACCAAGGUAACGACGAGCGACCAAUGAACUUGCGGGUGCCCAGUAAGAGUGUGGCGGAGGGGGAGCUUCCCCUGGGGAAGCAGCUAGCCAAUGAGCUCAAACGAUUCCAUAACAACCAUAACACAGAUGAGGCCAAAGCACCAGCAACAGAAAAUGGAUCCUCGCAUCAAGCGGCCAACCACACUGACAGAAAGACCAUCAAAUCAGAACCAGAGGAUUCCACAUAGUGCCUCCCAUCCUUCGUCUGUUUCCCCAUCCGGUUUUAGUCGUCAUUUACACUUUUUACACUAAGCAUCUAUCUCAGUCAAAUUAAUGGAUACUAAAGCAAGCACAGCCACAGUAGAGCCUUAACAAACCAACGUUGCCUCAAAAGAAAAAACAUUUAUUUUCUUUCAUUUUGUCUAAGGUUUUUGCCAAAGCGUCUAGAGUAGAGCAUAGAUUCAGUCACGGGGAAAACUGAACGAGGAUGUCCUUUCACAGGAUAACUUUCAUGCUGUAUAGGCCUUUAUGUAUUUAUUGAUUGAUGUGCAUGAUAUUAUUUAAGAAUGAUGGGUCGGGAAAGUAGCCUUGUACCACAAUCCUGAUCUCCUGAGCUUACAUUCUGUUUCGCUACAUGAAUUUGAAUGAAGAUUAAGUGAAACAAGAGCGGAGAGGUCAGGAUAUGAAAAAGAACAAGAAAAUACCCCAAGCUAUUUUUGGCUUGUCGUGUUCGAUCGGUGGGUAACUAUUGUACUGUAAAGAAUACAGUAGGAUUCUGUUUUAAUCAGAGGUGGAAAGAGAGCUAUCUGGAGAGGAGAAAUUAUAGUUUUGCAUCAUCCUACUGUAUGUACUGUAUGUAUUUAUGAGUGAUACUGUAAAUUAAACUGAGGCUGCAGAAUCUUUUGUGUAUAGAUCUCCAGUUAGAGUUCAGAUCAGUGUUAUGGGAUAGGUUGGCCCGGAGAUGGACUGGGACCAAAAAUCAGCCCUAUCAUUUAAAAAAAAAAAACUUUGAUGCCCCCACACCGGCCCAUUUCUUUCCUCAAGGCCCCCAUACCAGCCCGUUUUUCCCCCAUGAUAAUUGUGCACAAAAAAAACUGUUUAGACAGGCACACUAGUCAAAAAAAAAUGACCAGCCCAUCUGGCAUUUGCCCUAAAUGCCAGAUGGCCAGGCUGCCCGUGGGUUGGCCUAGACAAAUCGAGUUUCCUUGAUAAGUCUGUCAAACACAUGAUGUUGUACUGUAAGAAUGCACAUUUGAACCUCAACACAACAUUGAGUUACCCAUUGUAUUGAGUAGGGCCCCUGGUCUGUUAUUAGGGCUGGGAAUUGCCAGGGACCUCACGAUACGAUAUUAUCACGAUACUUAGGUGCCAAUUCGAUAUGUAUUGUGAUUUGAUACUGCAGAGCCAUGAAAAAAGAGCCAUGAAAGCCAUGAAAAAAGAGCCACGAAAGCCAUGAAAAAAUGUGUUUUGAUCAGUCAUGUGAAUAAAAGUUCCGAAAGGAUGUUAGCUCACCAUUUUAAAAGAAGAUGGAUAACAAGCUAUAGAAGGGGAAAUACUGGAGUUUUUGCGCAUGUACAGCUAACAAGCACAAAAAUAACAUUGCGAGAUUGUCCAAAAUAAUAUUGCGAUAUAUUGUCAAAAAGAAUAUCCCGAUAUGUAACUUCUUGAUUUCUUCCCCGUUAUAUUGUUGCACUCCAGAAAGUUGUGUUUUAAUACAUAUCUCACUGUAGGACCGACAGGGCCAAUUCGGCCUGUACAAUUACAAGAAUAUUUGCCUAAUCCCAAAAGCAGAGUUUUGUCAGUGUAAUGUUGGUGUCAAUCUCAGUACUGUGUUUAUGUGUGUAGAGCAAAAACCGAAUAACUGUCGUUAGAGAAAACAAGUGAAAGUGUCUGGUAUCAUAAGAUGUUCAUGUUACACAGCCUCGUAGUCUUAGAUCCUACCAGUGUUUCAGCUGUGACCACCAAUGUAUAAUUCAAGAUGUUUGUAUGUUAGAAUUAGCUCUCAGAUGGUUGUUUAAUGUUGUGUUUCCAAAUGUGUAAAUCUGUCUUGCUAUAGAGUCUGUUUGUCUUUUUUGGCGUCACCGCAGUCACAACAGUUUUGUAGUAAUAGUCUCUCUAGGUCAAAUAGACUGCAACAAAUGCAAUACUUUUGUAAGUACUGUUUAAGUACUAAGUACAUACUUUCUGGGCCCACUGUCUGUUCUGUUCUGUGCUAGGUGACUUCUCCUGUCCUCCUAAACCUGUACUGGUUUAGUUUAAUCAGUGUCAUGUAAUGUUCACAGACCAACGCAUGUCCAGCAGUGUGAUAGACAGCCAAGAUGUUGAUAGUACAUUGAUUCAUGUUCUUAUCACUGUUAUCGAGUUAGCCCAGGCUUGCCUACACAGUAGAUAUGCACCUGUUUUUUUUUUAAACACUAAUAUAUUUUAUUUGUUAUACAGCACAUAAACAUUAUUAAACUUUAUUUUUUAUGGUGGUUGUCUUUCCUUAUUCAUGAUAUAUAUUUUAUAUUAAUCUUAUUAUUAUGUCCUACGAUAAAAUAACAACAUUUAGAUUUUUUCAGUUCUUCUUUUUCUUUUCUUUUUUUCUUUUUUUACAGCUAGACAGCUAAACUGUUCCAUGGCAGAGAACCUAUACUGGUAUUUAUAAGGUAUAAUGAACGCUGACAGACUGAAUGUGGUCCAGUCAACAGUUUCUCUUCUUAAAAAAGAAAGGGAUGAUGAACCGCUGUCUGGGGUAAAGUAUUUGCAUCAGUGUCAUAUUAAAACAUUCUGAAACUG